Molecule: messenger RNA, 946 nt
Organism: Chrysoperla carnea
Lineage: Eukaryota; Metazoa; Arthropoda; Insecta; Neuroptera; Chrysopidae
Product: protein Mpv17-like
Exons: 2
Coding region: 145-744 (199 amino acids)
Cellular component (GO): membrane; cytoplasm
Source: RefSeq, a predicted model, not a curated record
CUAUUUAUUCGUAAAUAUUUUAGAUUAUUCGAUAACGUAGUUUAACAAUUUAAUUAUUUUCGUAUUUUUUGAUAUAUUGUGUUUAAAUAAAUUACUAACUUCGAAAAUAUUUGAUCGUGAAAACUAUUAAACGCGUACGUAACAAUGUCUAUAUUUUCACGUGUCAUAGCUGGUUACAUGAAAAUGUCAAAGUGUUAUCCGUAUACCGUGCAAAUGGUACAGACAGGGUUAUUGAUGGCAGGAGGUGAUGUUAUCGCUCAACAGUUUAUUGAAAAAACCGAUAAACAUGAUUGGCUUCGAACAAAACAAUUCGCUGUUCUUGGUGUUCUUUUUGUGGCACCGGUGACAACAACAUGGUACAGAUAUUUAGAUAAAAUAUAUCGACCGCACAAUGUAAGCACAAGUAAUUUACGUGCUAUGAGAAUUAUUGGUUUGAAAAAAAUGUGCACGGAUCAAAUAAUCUUCGCACCAUUAUUCCUUGCCUCACUUCUAUUAAUAAUUGGUCGACUCAAAUGUAAAAAAUGGGAGCAAAAUGUUGACGAUGUACGAGCACAAUACAAAGAUGUAAUUCUCGCAAAUUAUACGGUUUGGCCGUUUGUACAACUUGUGAAUUUUACCUUUGUGCCUGUACAUAUGCAAGUAUUGCUCGUACAAAUUGCUGCGUUAUUUUGGAACACAUUUAUUUCAUGGCGUACAGCUAAAACGAUAGAUGAUACUCCCCCAAAAACAUCUAAAAAGGAUUAACAAAGAAGAAUUACUUAGUUAAGAAUCCCAUUUUGAUAAAAGAUUAUAAGGCCCAGACGCCGAUAAUAAUAAAAAUACAAAAACUUGAUUAUUCAAACUAAUGUGUUUUGCUAGAAAUCUAAGCAAAAAAAGAAGCUAAAUUCAAUUUUGGAUAUCCGGUAUGGUAAAUUUUUUGUUUUGAUAAGUUUUGAUUAUUAUUUGU